UUUUUCUCCUUUUCCCAGCCGGGACUUUAGAGGCUAAAACAGAUAUGUCCACGCGGCCUUCAAGGAUUUUCUCACUAACCGAACAAACAAUGAGAAAUUUUUCAUCUUUCCCUCCGACCAGGAACCUAUCUUCUUCUGCUGUUUCCAUGUUCCAUUCACGAACAAAAGCAAUUAAUCACACACUGUCACACCUAUUUCGCCAUUUUAUUGAAUACAAACCUUCUCAACGAUACCACACUUUUAGCCCCAAAAGACCCGCCGCCGAAUCUCGCCGUGAGCCACCUCAUAGAUCCACCUCAAGGCUUCGCAAACGCAUUCCUUUCCUCGCCGAUCUGAAAUCUGUGCAAGACCCAGAUGACGCCUUGUCUCUCUUCAAUCAAUACCAACAAAUGGGCUUCAAACACGACUAUCCCUCCUACUCUGCCCUCGUAUACAAACUCGCUCGUUCUCGCAAUUUCGAAGCUGUUGAAACCCUUCUUGAUUACUUACAGAAUAUUAACAUUCGAUGUAGAGAGACGCUUUUUAUUGCCUUGAUUCAGCAUUAUGGGAAAUCCCAAAUGCCUGAAAAGGCCAUUGAACUGUUUCAGAGAAUGCCUUCUUUCAAUUGCCACCGAACAUUACAGUCUUUCAAUACCCUUCUUAAUGUACUUGUUGAGAAUGAUCGAUUUCUGGAUGCAAUUGGCAUAUUUGAUCGCUCAAAAAAAAUGGGCUUUCGGAGGAAUUCAAUUUCAUUUAAUAUAAUAAUAAAAGGAUGGCUUGGAAAGGGGGAGUGGGAUAAAGCGUGGCAAGUGUUUGAGGAAAUGAUUGACAAAGAAGUUAAGCCCACUGUUGUGACUUUUAACAGUCUAAUUGGGUUUUUGUGUGGAAAGGGUGAUUUGGAUGGGGCUAUGGGUUUGCUUGAGGACAUGAUUCAGAAAAGGCACCGCCCGAAUGCUGUUACAUAUGCACUGUUAAUGGAAGGUUUGUGCUCUUUAGGCAAGUAUAAGGAAGCUAAGAAGAUGAUGUUUGAUAUGGACUAUCAGGGAUGCAAACCACGCCUUUUAAAUUUUGGGGUUUUGAUGAGUGAUCUUGGAAGGAGGGGUAGGAUUGAUGACGCAAAAAUUUUGCUUCUUGAGAUGAAGAGAAGGCGGUUUAAACCAGAUGUUGUGACGUAUAAUAUAUUGAUAAAUUAUUUGUGUAAAGAAGGUAGAGCUCUGGAGGCUUAUAAAGUCUUUGUUGAAAUGCAGGUUGGAGGUUGUGAACCAAACGCAGCCACAUAUCGGAUGAUGGUUGAUGGGUUUUGCCAGGUUGAGGAUUUUGAGGGAGGCUUGAAGGUUUUGAGUGCAAUGUUAAUGUGUGGCCAUUGCCCACGUUUAGAAUCAUUUUGUGAUUUGGUUGUGGGAUUAUUGAAGAAUGGGAAGAUUGAUGGUGCAUGCUUUGUUUUGGAGGAGAUGGAGAAAAGGAAGAUGAGAUUUCAUUUGGAGGCUUGGGAGGCUUUGGUUAAGGAUGCCUGUCCUGGAGACAGAGGUGCAGGGGGGCUUGUAAGGGAACUGGUCUCUGCCUACGGAUAGGUCUGGAGGAAGAGAUGCAGAAGCUUGAAGAUCAUUCUGAUAUUUUGUAACUUUUGAGGGAUUACUGAAUCUCAAUAUUCUAAUUUUCAGAAUACUAAAUUCAAUGAAGUCGUUGCCACUGAACCAGGCAUGAUGUUACCAGAUUGCAGUGGCUGUUAAAUCCUUUGACAAAUUUUUAUCAAGGGGAUAAUGGCACAAAUUUUCACACGCAAGUGGGACGUUCAGAUUAGUGGCAAGAAGAAUGAUGGUGACGACUCAUGGCAGUUUUGAACUCCUACUGUAGACUCAAAUUGUUGGAUCCACACAGAUGAAGACGAGAAGUUGCGAAAAAUGUGUGCGAGUGGUCCUGGGGAAUGAUCUACCCCUCGUGCAAACAUAGUUGUGGAGUCUAGAAACUGCUGAAUCAAGAGUGUGCCAUCUUGUCCUCCAGGCACUGAAGUGAUAUUCCAAGCCUUAGUGAGGCAUUGAGUUCUGAAGCAGUGGUUUUUCAGGAUGUAUCAAUUUUGGCAUCUUAAAUUUUGAGUAUCCCUCUUACCCAGUUGAUAUUGAGAAGACAAUGGCUUAGGUUUCUGAGUUCUAAC
This is a messenger RNA of Vitis riparia (riverbank grape), 2131 nucleotides long. Its product is annotated as pentatricopeptide repeat-containing protein At1g07740, mitochondrial. The record is from RefSeq and is a predicted model, not a curated record. The transcript has 2 exons. Gene Ontology annotation, molecular function: protein binding. NCBI's taxonomy places the organism in Eukaryota, Viridiplantae, Streptophyta, Magnoliopsida, Vitales, Vitaceae. The coding region runs from base 45 to 1550 and encodes 501 amino acids.